CGCGUUUAAUACGCGUUCACAGAUUGAGCUGUCAGAAUGUGGAAAGAGUUCAUAAGAGUCGGAAUAGUCCUGUGCCUGCUCAGCUGGAGCAUGCCAGCUGAGGGCAAGCGAAUGCCAGAGGUUAGCGCCGAGAAGCUACAGCGAUUCUCCCGGCCGGAGUCGGGCUCACGUGUCAUAGGGGGCACGGAUGCCGAGCUGGGACUAGCUCCCUAUCAGAUCUCGCUGCAGAGCAUGUUCGGGGAUCACAUGUGCGGAGGCGUCAUCAUCGGUGAAUAUCACGUACUCACUGCCGCCCAUUGUGUCUAUGGCUAUAAUCCGCCGUACCUGCGCGUUGCGACUGGCACCGUGCACUGGAUGCAGCCCGAUGCCAGCUACUUUGUGGAGGAGUAUUGGGUGCACUGCAACUACAAUUCGCCUGACUAUCACAACGACAUUGCGCUGAUACGGCUAAACGAUUCAAUCAAGUGGAACGAGUACACGAAGCCCGCCUUGUUGCCAGACGCACCGCUGGCAAAUGGCUCCCAGCUGCUGCUCACGGGCUGGGGCUCCACGGAAUACUACCGCGAUGCGGGCGACAGGCUGCAACAGGCAACACUCACGUAUGUGGACUACGCCACCUGCCAGGAGAUAAUGGGCGGCGAUGAGGACAACGGGCCCGGACACAUAUGCACGCUCACGGACGAAGGCAUGGGCGGCUGCCAUGGAGAUUCGGGUGGCCCAGUUGCCUGGGAUGGCAUCGUCUAUGGCAUAGUCAACUGGGGCCAUCCCUGCGCCAUUGGCUAUCCUGACAGCUAUGCGUCGACGUAUUACUAUCGCGAUUGGAUAGCACGCACAAAAGCGGAAUCCUCCUGCAAGGAUUGCCACUGCUAUGCGAGCAAUUAUGGCAUCUGAUUGAAAUAAAACAAAAGCGAAUCGAUUUCCAUUUAAA
Molecule: messenger RNA, 928 nt
Organism: Drosophila arizonae
Lineage: Eukaryota; Metazoa; Arthropoda; Insecta; Diptera; Drosophilidae
Product: chymotrypsin-2
Biological process (GO): proteolysis
Molecular function (GO): serine-type endopeptidase activity
Source: RefSeq, a predicted model, not a curated record